AUGCCUAGGCAUAUGAAGACAACUCUAGUGGCCCAUUUCAAGGCUAGCUUUGAUGGGUUGCCAGUAUUCUCCAGUGUUCUGGGUAGUGACGAACCUUUCAAAUGUCUCCACUUCUCCUGGUGGAACAGAUAUGGGACUCAGACAUUGAUCAAGGGUUGUGGGGCACCUAUUGAUGCGCACCCACAUGAAUUAGACGUCACUAACAAAACCCAGAUGAUCCCUUAUUUGUCAAAGGAGGGCUCAGACAAUGAGCAGCUUUAUUUGAACUUGCAGGAUGCUUUUGCAGAUGUUUUCCAAUGGAUUUCUGAUGUUAUGGAAUUUUGCCUACCAGAAGAAUACUCUAUGCUAGCCAAGAUAGUUGAUACACUUCCUGGAAAACCAGGAUCUCCAGUCACUCCUUUUUUAUCUCUUGUUAUUAAUAUUAAUGAUCACAUCCUUUGUCUUGUCCUUCCAUUGGGAGAUUUUACAGAGGGUGCUCUUGUGUUACAUGAGCAGGGACUUGUUCUUGAACUGAAGAGUGGAGACUUUGCCAUUUUCAGACCUAAGGAGUCAACACACUUUAAUUUAGAUUAUCAGGGUGAGAGAGCCUCAUUUGUCUUACACACAGAUGGUUUUGGAAGGGAUAGAGGGGACACAGGUCUUGCCAUUUUUGCUAGUUUUUUUUCGAGGACUUCAAUGCCUAGAGUUACACGGUCCAAACAAUCUACUGUUCUCAGAACUAGGGGCAGAGGUGUAGCAAAUGAUCUAGUGACAGCAUCUUCUCCAUCACCACCUCCUUCAACCCAGCCUAGGCAGCCUAGACAGCCCCAGCUACAUCAAAAGAAAAAGACUACUUUUGCAAGACCUAAUGCCACAGCACCCAGCAAAGAAGACGGAAUCCUGCCCGGGGCUCUUCUAGCAAGAAAAAAGGCUGCAUUAGCCUCAGAAGCUGAGGCAGAGAAAUCUGCUAUGCAUAAGAGAGUAGCAGCAAUGUUGGCUGAUGAAGAAGAUUCUGAAGGAGAUGACCUACAUGGCAAGAAAAUAUGUCUGAAUGGUGAUGAUAAUGACAAUAAUGAUAAUGAGGAUGUUGCUGAUGAUGAUGAUAAUACUGAUGAUGGCAAGAAUAUGAUAGAUAAUAUUCUGGGUCCCGCAGAAUAUCUACCUCUAUCAGAUGAUAAUGAGGAGAAGGAGGAGGACAGUUCCCCAAAAGAGUUGUGGAUGAUAAUGAGAUUGUAA
Messenger RNA from Serpula lacrymans var. lacrymans S7.9, 1215 nucleotides. RefSeq lists its product as uncharacterized. Bases 1 to 1215 code for a protein of 404 amino acids. The transcript has 10 exons. The record is from RefSeq and is a predicted model, not a curated record. NCBI's taxonomy places the organism in Eukaryota, Fungi, Basidiomycota, Agaricomycetes, Boletales, Serpulaceae.